Molecule: messenger RNA, 684 nt
Organism: Medioppia subpectinata
Lineage: Eukaryota; Metazoa; Arthropoda; Arachnida; Sarcoptiformes; Oppiidae
Source: the annotation of a GenBank genome assembly
UGUGAAGAAAUGAUGACGAAAGAUGCCGAACGCAUCAGAUGUUACGCCAACGCUAUAUGGCUGGCAUGUGCAUUGCUGAUGGUCAUUAUUGGUCUUAUUGAGGCUAUUGGCGGUGAUAAUGAUGACCUGGCUGGUGGCAUUUUAUCUACCACAUGUGGCUUUAUAAUAAAGCUGCAACCUAUUACAAUGUAUGAUCGUGAUCAUGGUAAUGACUUAACCAUGGGUAUCGUCAGCUCAAUUGCACUGAUACUGGAGUUUGUAAUACUGUUAACAACAGUCACAUCCCAGCGCUGGGAGCGUAUGGGCACAACUAUCCGUAGAUCACUUGACCGGCCGUUUGUUGUGGCUCGUGCUCGGGCUCGGACCAGGACUCGUGCACCGGCAACGGGUACGGAUAUUCGGGCACCGACUGCUCGGGAUAGGGCUGUUGGGGUGGCGGCGGUCGCCACGAGUGCUCAGGUUUGGACCAUUCGGGUCGGGGCAAGUGUGCCGGGCGUUCGGGCCACGCCUCGGCCUCUGGCCAGCCCUCUGCUAUCGGCUCCGGGUAUAUCAGCGGUGGCUGCGGUCGGUUUUGAUGAUGACCAUGUUGCCGUACCGGCUGUCCACCAAUUGCGGCCCAACCUCUUUGAAGUGUUUGGGCAGUGGGUUAACGCGGUUUAUGUGGGUAUUUUUGGCAUGGUGUAA